Molecule: messenger RNA, 1134 nt
Organism: Aspergillus melleus
Lineage: Eukaryota; Fungi; Ascomycota; Eurotiomycetes; Eurotiales; Aspergillaceae
Product: putative salicylate hydroxylase
Exons: 4
Coding region: 1-1134 (377 amino acids)
Biological process (GO): secondary metabolite biosynthetic process
Molecular function (GO): FAD binding; monooxygenase activity
Source: RefSeq, a predicted model, not a curated record
AUGCUGAGAAUUCUAGACCGAUGGGGAGUAUCACCGACCAUCCAUUCCAAGGACGUCGCUCUAGAGAACAUUCACGUCCGACGAUGGAAGGACGGUGCCCUCCUCGGAACCAUGCCGGUGAACAAGACUUAUGGCCAGCAAGUCGUUAUUCACCGGGCAGACCUCCACAGUGCUCUCAUUGAGCACGCCCUGGCGCUUCCUAACGUGGAAUUACGAGUCAACUCGACCGUGACGAGUGUAACUCAUAGCCCUGCAUCGGUCACUCUUGCGAAUGGUGCCGUUAUCGACGCAGAUAUUGUCGUUGCUGCCGACGGUAUCAAAUCAACCAUCCGGGAUCAUAUUCUUGGUGGCUCGCCUUCCAAGCCUAUUCCUACCGGCGAUGCAGCCUACCGCAUCAUGCUGCCCCGGAGUGCUAUGGAGAACGACCCUGACCUCAAGGAACUUAUUAAUGAGCCUCAAGCGACGCGCUGGCUUGGUCCAUCACGGCACAUCAUCGCUUACCCGGUACGCAAGCACGAACUUUUUAACGUCGUCUUGCUACACCCAGAUCGACAUGGCGUCGAAGAAUCAUGGACCACCAGAGGUUCAAAGGAAGAAAUGAAGAAUGAUUAUCUUGGUUGGGAUCGUCGAGUCACUAAACUGAUCGACUUAGUCUCGGAUGACGAGGUCCUUGAAUGGAAGCUCUGUCUACAUAAACCGUUGAACACCUGGAUCCGGGGCUCCGUAGCCCUCAUCGGCGAUGCCUGUCACCCCAUGCUCCCCUACGUCGCUCAAGGCGCCGCCCAAGCCGUCGAAGACGCCGCCGCACUCGGUGUCCUUCUUUCCAACAUCACCUCCCGACGAGAGAUUCCACAAGUCCUCGAAGCAUACCAGCUAUCUCGCAAACAUCGCGCAGAGACGGUCCAACAAUCAGGCACCGAGAACCGAAUCACCCUCCACCUGCCCGACGGCCCGGAACAAGAGGCCCGCGACGAGCAGUUCCUGGCCUCGAUGAAGGGAGGCUCCAACCCUGAUCGAUGGUCAGAUCGUGAGACGCAACGGUUCCUUUGGGGCUGGGAUGCCGAGAUAGCGGCCUUAGAGGCCUGGGAUGAUUUGAGAAGUGGACGUAUGCCGGAAGCUAGACAUCAUUUGUAG